Messenger RNA from Prunus armeniaca (apricot), 909 nucleotides. Lineage: Eukaryota; Viridiplantae; Streptophyta; Magnoliopsida; Rosales; Rosaceae. The record is from the annotation of a GenBank genome assembly.
AUGGCCCCGAAGCGCUCAACGAAGACGGUGGUGGAGACCACCAAGCAAGUUGUGACAGAAACAGUUCAAGUCUCAUCAGUGGUUCAAAGCAAAAGGCAGAAGAAGCAGAGUGAAGACAGUGGUGAUCAAACUCGGGAGCCAGUCAAGACUAUCAAGACUAUUUCCAUUGAAACCCAAGAAGAAAGUCAAACCCAAAACGUGGAAAUCUCAGAGCCACUCAAGACUAGAAGGAUCCCCAUUCAAACAGAAGAGGAAAACCAAAUCCUAAAGGGCCAAAACACUGAAGCAAAAACCACUCUCACUUCUGAUCAGAAAGAGGCAGAAGAAGAAGAAGAAGAAGAAGAAGAAGAAGAAGGAGAAAAGAAAGAAGAUCAGGAAGAUACAGUGGAAACCAAUACAACUUCUGACGAGAAAGAAGAUGAACAGAAAAGUGAAGAGGUCAAGACCCAAGAAGGAGAAAAGGAAGAUUCCAUGGAAACCAAUACAACUUCUGAUGAGAGAGAAGAAGAAAAAACAAAGAAAGAAGAGCGCAAAAGUGACGAGGUGAAGACCCAAAAAGGAGGCAAGAAAAGUAGUGAGAAGAAGAGGAAGAGGAGAGAGAGAGGUGGAGGAGAAGAGUACAAGAUAUAUGUGCAUAGGGUUUUGAAGCAAGUGCACCCUGGCAUGGGAGUGUCGUCCAAGGGCAUGACAGUGCUAAACAAUUUGAUGAACGACAUGUUUGAGAGGCUGGCGGAUGAGGCAGCGAGGCUGACCAAGUACACGGCAAGAAAAACCUUGUCGUCUAGGGAGAUUCAGGGGGCAGUGAAGCUGGUUUUGCCUGGUGAGCUCGGGAGACAUGCCAUGGCAGAGGGGACCAAGGCUGUAUCAACCUAUGUGUCCAAUAAUAAUGGAAGACAGUCCAAGUCUUAA